AAUGAGUGUAGGACCAGGAAGUUCCGCCGGCUUUCAGCAUGGAGGCGUCCACGGAGGGUGAUUUCUGAAGGAGACUAAUUUCUUUGUACGUUCGUCAGCAUAAAUUUUCUGUUUCCUGAAAGUCAGUGUGAUGGCUCAACCAUGAAGUGUGCCCGCUGCCUCCUCCAGCUGCAGUGUCUCAGACUGCUGGGCCAGUCAGCCAGGUCUGCUGCCCAGUAUGGUGCCCUGCUCCAGUCAACUUCCUCCAGUCAGCCUAACAUGCUGCAUAACACCCAGCACCAGGUGUUGAGGCGUUUCCACGGCAGCCCAGCAUGUGCCAAGGAUCGACCUGUACCUGCAGAGUUCAUGAAUGAGGAUGACAAGAAGAAGGACAGGUCUUUGGUGAUCCAUGAUGACCUGUUUGAGCAGGUGGCCAAAGGGGCCAAAACCAAGGCCACAUUUAACAAAGUGGUGGACGUGUUCCUCAAGAGAGACGUGCGACGGCGGGGUCACGUGGAGUUUAUUUAUGCUGCUUUGAGGAAGAUGCCAGAGUUCGGUGUGGAGAAAGACCUGGCUGUCUACAACAAGCUGCUGGAUGUUUUCCCCAAAGAGGUGUUUGUGCCCAGAAACUUUAUCCAGCGGAUGUUCAAUCACUAUCCCCGACAGCAGGAGUGUGGAGUGCAGAUACUGGAGCAGAUGGAGAACUAUGGUAUCAUGCCCAACGUGGAGACCAAAGUCCUGCUGGUCCAGAUCUUUGGAGAGAAGGGCCACCCAAUGAGGAAGUACCAGCGCAUCAUGUACUGGUUCCCCAAAUUCAAACACAUAAAUCCCUUCCCCGUCCCCCACCAGCUGCCUGAGGACCCGGUGGACUUGGCUCGCUUCAGCCUGAAACGCAUCGCAAGUGACCUGGAUGCUCAAGUCACCGUCUACCAGCUGCCCUGCACAGACAUCACAGAGAGUGGAGAGGAGAUCACUCUGCCAUACAUAGUAGGUAUCCAAAGCCCCAGCCAGAUGGAGCUGCUGGCCAAACAUAACCCGAGCAGGCCCGUGUUUGUAGAAGGCCCCUUCCCUCUGUGGUUGAGGAAGACGUGUGUGUACUACUACAUCCUCAGAGCUGACCCAGUACCGGCUGAGGAAAAGGUCGAGGAGCCCUAUGAUCCAGAGAGGUGUUUUGACUAUCCUCUACAGCUAGACCUGGAUUUAGACGUGGACCUUGGAGAUGACGAGAGCUUCGAUGUGGAAGACUUGGAUGAGGGUCCAGUCUUUGCCAUGUGUAUGACCAGCCAGGGAGACCAGGCCGUUCUCAACCAAUGGAUCUCUGGCCUCCAGGAGAACAAUCCCAUCUUGGGUCAGGUCCCCACUCUGUUCCGCCUGGACGCCGGGCCCAAGCAGCUGCAGGCUGCGGUUGACACAGAGUCAGCUCACCACCACAAGACAGAGCCAGAGAGCCAGAGAGAGGAGAGACAGCCUGAAGAAGAACCUGAAGUAACAGUGGAGGAAGAGCCGAGGAGAAGUCAGAGGAUGAAAUAGUGAACUGCUGUGUGGUAAAGACUGACAGAGACAUAAUGACAUCCUGUAUAAGUCUAAUUUUCUAAUUUAUAGGUAUAUGUCCAUGCUGGGUAGGGGCUGGACUAAUAGGAGCUAAUGGUUCAUUUCAGCUAGGGAACACACCACCUGAGCAAAACCUACAGAGGACUCAUUAUGCUGGUAAUGAUCAGUAAUAAAUUAAAUGGAAAAAA
Molecule: messenger RNA, 1718 nt
Organism: Epinephelus lanceolatus (giant grouper)
Lineage: Eukaryota; Metazoa; Chordata; Actinopteri; Perciformes; Serranidae
Gene: ecsit
Product: ECSIT signaling integrator
Biological process (GO): cell surface receptor protein serine/threonine kinase signaling pathway; innate immune response
Cellular component (GO): mitochondrion
Molecular function (GO): protein binding
Source: RefSeq, a predicted model, not a curated record